AUGUCGGAACAUUCGUGGGCCCAGCAAGCGACCGGCAGGUUCUUUGAGGCCCGUGAAUCUCCAACUCAAUCAAAAUGCGACGACAAUGCCCACAAAAUCUCUGCUAAAGUACUACCUUUCGGCAAGGAACUGGAGUCGCUUUUUUUGGCAACCGGCUACAUGGAGCUCAGCGGUUGGCACAAAAUUUGCACUUUUGUUUCGCGAUCGGCAGGGAUUGAGCUCGGAUUCGACAGGCAGGAUUGGCACUGGAGAGGGUCACACUUUCCAGUGACAGUGAUCGGGGAAAGUUCUCUGGUCGUCGUUUCACCUAAUGACUGGAACGACCUCGUAGUUGUCGAUAGCUCCCCGCCAUGUGGGCUCUACUUUCGUCACCGCCAUCGAACCAGAAGUCGGACAAAUUUUACCUCCUUACUGGGACGGGAGGAGAGCAUGCCGUCCGGGCGAGGGUUCACGAUGGCCGGUAGGAGAUCAUCAGGCUCCGAUGAGGACUCUGAACAGUAUCUGCUUAUCGAGGUUGCCUCCAAGAAUGAAAAAUUCCUAUUUCAUUUGCCCCGCAAUGAAGCAGCAGAUACAUUGGUAUUAGGGGCAUAA
Molecule: messenger RNA, 591 nt
Organism: Histoplasma capsulatum G186AR
Lineage: Eukaryota; Fungi; Ascomycota; Eurotiomycetes; Onygenales; Ajellomycetaceae
Exons: 5
Coding region: 1-591 (196 amino acids)
Source: RefSeq, a predicted model, not a curated record